This is a messenger RNA of Saccostrea echinata, 2763 nucleotides long. RefSeq names its product N-acetylgalactosamine-6-sulfatase-like. The record is from RefSeq and is a predicted model, not a curated record. Gene Ontology annotation, molecular function: arylsulfatase activity; N-acetylgalactosamine-6-sulfatase activity. Bases 36 to 1571 code for a protein of 511 amino acids. Lineage: Eukaryota; Metazoa; Mollusca; Bivalvia; Ostreida; Ostreidae. The transcript has 14 exons.
CAACAUCACGCGACACGCCAAAACAAAAACAGAAAAUGAUUUAUUUAUUUGCGAUAAUUACAGUACAGUUCAGCAUUAUAAAUGCCAUUAAGCCAAAUUUUAUUUUAAUGCUGAUGGAUGAUAUGGGAUGGGGUGAUCUAGGAGUGUUUGGAGAACCAAAUAAAGAGACACCAUUCCUGGAUCAGAUGGCUGCAGAGGGGAUGUUGUUUCCUGAUUUUUACUCUGCAAACCCAUUGUGCUCACCAUCCAGGGCUGCUCUUUUGACAGGACGCUUGCCAAUAAGGAAUGGAUUUUAUACUACAAAUGACCAUGCAAGGAAUGCAUACACCCCACAGAACAUAGUGGGAGGAAUACCAGAUGAAGAAAUCUUACUACCAGAACUUCUUCAUAAAGCAGGAUAUCAGAAUAUGCUAGUAGGAAAAUGGCACUUGGGCCAACAGAAACAAUACCUACCUCUACAGCAUGGAUUUGAUGAAUGGUUUGGAGCACCAAACUGCCAUUUUGGUCCAUAUGACAACAUUCACACGCCUAACAUUCCAGUGUAUAGGGACUCAGAAAUGAUGGGGAGGUAUUAUCAGGAUUAUAAAAUUGAAAAGAAUGGGGAAUCCAAUUUAACACAGCUUUAUAUGCAGGAGGCAAUAGAAUUUAUUACCAGGAUGCACAAUAAAUCCAAGCCAUUUUUCUUGUACUGGGCUGUGGAUGCUACCCAUGAGCCAUUGUAUGCUUCCAGGUCUUUCCUGGGAACCAGUAAACGAGGGUUGUAUGGGGAUGUUGUAAGAGAACUGGAUUUUGCUGUGGGAAAAAUUCUCACCACAUUGAAGAAGCUAAAGAUAGACAACAAUACUCUUGUAUUUUUCUCCUCUGACAAUGGUGGUGCUACAUAUGCCAAGGAACAUGGGGGCAGCAAUGGUCCAUUCCUGUGUGGCAAGGAAACAACCUAUGAGGGAGGUAUGAGAGAACCCACUAUUGCAUGGUGGCCAGGGCACAUUAAACAGGGUCAGGUUUCAGCUCAGGUAGGCUCUUUAAUGGAUUUGUACUCCACCUUCGCAGAUUUCGCAGGUGUUGAUAAACCAAAGGACCGUGUCAUUGACGGAAUCAGUCUUCGCACUUCAUUGCUUAAUCACACAGAAGUACAGAGACCAUUGUUUUACUACCGUGGAAAUCAAUUAAUGGCAGUAAGGAUGGGUAGUUAUAAAGCUCAUUUGUGGACCUGGACUAAUUCAGUAGAAGAAUUUAACAAGGGUAUAAAUUUUUGCCCAGGACAAGAAAUUAAGGGUGUGACCACACAUAACCAAACAGACCAUACCUCUCAGCCUCUUUUGUUUCACAUUGGAAGGGAUCCAGGAGAAAGAUAUCCGAUCAGUGCCACUAACCCUGAAUACAAAAAGGCAAUGCCUAUGUUAAUGAAGAAAAUACAGGAGCAUAUGACAAAGCUGGUACCUGCCACCCCACAGCUUAAUAUGUGUGACCAGGCUGUCAUGAACUGGGCUCCUGCUGGAUGUGCCAAAGGAAAGAAUAAAUGUUACAAGGCACCUCCUUCUAAACCUUACAAGUGUAGCUGGCCACAUUAGCACUGUCUAAUGUGCUAGGGUCAGUGAUGUACAUUGUUUAUUGUUUGAAACUUAUCUACAUGUAGAUGUUAAAUUUUUUUGUUCACAGUGCCAAGAGAUUAGGAUUGUGCAAUAUUGGACAUCAGCAAAUCAUUUACUGUAUACUGGGAAAUUUUGCCCCCUUUUUAAUUUUUGCCCUUUUCUCCCUCAUUGCAGGGGAAUUCCUUAAAAACAGGUGAAUUCAAAGAGGACAGCAUUAUUUCCUUAAUAUAGCUGUGUCUUGGAUAAUUUUAAACUGGACAAAAUUGUUUGCAAGUGUGAAAGGACAAAAAUAAAACGGGGUGAAAAUAACCCUGUGUACAGUACUUAUUUCUUCCUUAGGGCCGUCCUUAGGUAGUUGGGGCAUUAUAUUACUUUAACAAUAUCUGUCGAACAUUCCAUAAUUUUUAUUUAAAUCUAUAAGUCUGUAGACAUUAAUCUGAAUUUUCAAAUAAUUGUGGGAUUGUAUGAUUGUGAUCAUGAGUUACAAAUCACAUUUUAAUUCUUCAUCUUUAAGGUUACUUCAAAAAUUUCAGACUUACUUGCUUUUAAAUUUUUUUUAAUAUGAUAUUUUUCUGCAAUGUUUGCCUGCACACUUUAUAUGAGAUGUGCAUUAUGAAUAGUUAGAGAUUUACAGAUACAAGUUUAGUCUCCUUAGUUCCAUGUUAAACAAAAUAACAGCUUUUGAAUUUUGAACAUUUCAAGAAAAUUUACUGUGAUACAUGUGAGUGUACAUGUACAUGUACUUAAAAUGUUUUGAUAAUUAAUAUCUGCAGAUAUUUAAUUGAUUUUAUGUGUGGUUUUAUAUUGAUUAGUGAUAUAAGAGGUUAAAGUUAAAAAAAAGCAUGUUUUGUAAACAGAAAUAUUGAACUUCACUUCUGAAAUACUGAGUAAUUUAAACUUGGUUUUUGGCAGAACAGUCUAGAUACCUGCCUCACUUGCAUAGGAAUCUCUUUAUUAUUCACCCUUAAAAGGUAGUUUGAGUCAAAAUUUUGAAACAGAAAAUUGUAAUGGUAGAAUGUAAUUUUUCGUGAUAUUUUUAUCCCAUUGUGACAAAGAGAAUUGUUACUAUACAAUAUUUAGUUAUAUCUACAAUAUAUUACAUUUUUUUUUCUUAUUAUGCAGUUGGAAUAAUGUUUGAUAGUACAUAGUUGAUAAGUAUAUAGAUCUGUUG